AUGGACACCGCAUCUAAGUUUGAGUUGCGCUCGGUGACGUCCAGCGUCAACAUGAACUGGGUGUUUUUGGUUGACUGGGUAAUAAUUUUCUUUGCCGCAACCGUGUUUAUAUUUUACUUCAACAGAAUUUUAGGUGAAGUUAUCACAUUGACAGCAACACAUAUUCUUCUUCGACGAAAAAAAAUUAAAUUUUCUAUUCAGUCGAUGAAGGUGAAUCUUUUAGCAGGAAGGCUCUUUAUGAAAAACCUUUCGGUUAUCACCAAAGAUGAAAUAAUUUUGGUUCAUACCGCUGUCCUUACAUGGAAGUACUGGGUUCAAUAUGUAAGAAAAUCACAGUUUUAUGUCCAAGAAGAAAAUCUUAAUGACGAAUUAAACUCAAAGUUGCCUUCACGAUUUUUACUAGAGGUGGAAGGCCUAGAAAUUUUUAGUUUCAAUAAAUCAGGUGCUUACGACAACAUCGAAUCUAUUUUGAAACAGGAGAGCGCAAGUAAAUCAUCAGAGUCAUACACAAAGAAGUCAUAUAAAGUUUCAUUUGAUAGCUCCAAUAUCUCUACAAAUGAAAAUGCUAAUAUUAGAAGAAGAAAGAGUGAAUCAUCUUCUAAUGAUACAUUUAAUUAUACCCAGAAUUCUGUUUCUGAUACAACUGAAGAAUACACUUCAGAGGAUAGUGAAGUUAUGGAUUCUACAUUUUUGGACUUUUUGCCCUUUGAAAUAGUUGUUCACAGGGGCUCCUUUGUCCUGGGAAAUAAAAAUACACCUUCCUUAUUUGUUGCAUAUUACUCUUCAAUGAAGGGGAACGUCGACGCCACUUUACCCGGCUGUGAGCUUGAUUAUUAUAGGACACUGUAUGAUUUUACAGUUAGCAAUUUGAAAGUUGAUUUAAGAACAAAUGUCACUUACGAAAGUAUCGACUCUUUGAAGAGAAAAAUGGAGUCGUUUCAGAAGAAAAAACGUGCAAAAUUAGCAAGAAUGUACAAAGGUUUCAAAGGAUUGAUCGAAAAAUUUGAAGCGAUUAGACAGAAGAGGGGGAAGGCUGAUGUGCAGGAUUCGUCUAAUACCCAAAAUAUUGAAGGUGCCACUGAGGAGUGGCAUGGAUUAGAAAGAUACCUCUCUGCGUUCAGUACAUCAGAUUCGCAGUUGAAUAUGGAACUAAACACAUCUGAGUCUGAUAAAAGUAAAAUCAAUGGAAGUGAAUAUGCCAAACAUUCGAAUAUCUGUGAUGUAGAAGUUUUCAAAAUAAAUUACUACUAUGACUCCCAAGGGUUAGUCCCAAGUAAUCCUAUUAGCAAAACAAUUAAAGAAGACCCUGAUAUAGGUAACAAUGGGCCAGCCCCAAUGUUUGGUUGUGAUAUCACCAUUUUGGGAACCACAGUUAACUACGGGCCUUGGGCAGAGAAACAGCGGGGGAGCUUGCAUCAGUUAAUGUUUCCUACUCUGUAUAGGAACACCAUACCGUUUCAGCGGCUGAAGCCAGGAAUGAGAAGGCAAUAUGCCAGUUUUGAUAUGUCAAUUGAGUGUGGUAGCGAUGUCAUUGUUAGAGUGCCACAUCGUGAAGAAAGUAAAGAUAUUUCUUUCUUGCAAUCCCCUAAUUUGAACAAUAGGCAUUUUGGAUGGCUGGAUUUAAAGCUAGGAAAGGGAUCUAUCACGGAUAUCUCUAUAUCAUUUUCUCCUACUGUUGAACGAGGUACAGAAAACAAAAUUAAUGCAGUGUUCUUGAAACCUGUGAUAUCUACAAGUGUUAACCAUGACAUAUUAUUUGCUGCGGAUGAACAUAUUUUUAACGGUUCUAUUGCGUUUCCCUUAGAAUGGAAUGGUCUGUGUGACUGGAAAUUUGAAAACAUCUCCAAAGGUGCUGAUAUUUAUCUGUUGAGGGAACACAUUACUCAGAUAUCUGACUUGUUGGGUGAUUUUUCUUCUGGUGAACCAACACCAUAUGAGUUGUUCAGGCCGUUUAUCUAUAGAUUCAACUGGAAAAUGUACGAAUAUACGUUUUAUUUGAUCAUCAAUGAAGGUAAUAUUAUUAACAACCCUUUGGAUGGUACAAUAAACACUUAUCUUACUAUAAAAGGCUCAGAUCUAAAAUUAACUACAAAGAUCCCUCUUGUUCAUCCAUAUAAGAAAUCAAAUACAAUAGACUACUGCUUAGAAACAAGCUAUUUCACUUUAGCCAUUGAGCAUCCUGCCUCCUCUACUUUUUCUAAUUUUAUUCAAAACAAUGAAAUCGGUGAAUCAAACAAUUUUAAAAUGCAAGGAUCGUACACCUAUUUCAGCCUAAUCGAUAUUGAUGCUGUUGAUACUAUUAUUAUACACUGCACUUGUGAUGAUACAACGUUGAAAGCUCAUGGGUUUGUCAUAAAAUACUUCAUGUCAUUAAAGGACAACUAUUUCGGAGACCAUACUCAUUUCCAAAAUUUACUUGAAUUCAGAGAAAGUUUUGGCAAGCAAAAAGAAAUAAUUAACGAAGGGAAACGAAUGAAAAAUGAGACCGAUCUUCUUUUCUCAUUCUGUGUGGAUAAUGGGUGCUUGGUAUUUCCCUGUCAUCUAUAUGACUGCAGCUCACAUCUGGCUCUUCAUUUUGAUACUUUGGAUAUAGACUUGAGAAAUAAUAACUACUACAUGGAUUUGCAAGCCAACUUUCAAGAUGCAAGGGGGAGAUAUAUUCCAGACUGUGAUGAGUUAGAAAUAUUUGCCAAUACAAAACACAAGGUAGACUUUGUUCCUGAGCUAGUGAUUGAUGAAUUAUCUAUACAUAGCAUUAGGAUAUUUGGACUACCACCAGUCGAACCUACAUAUUAUUGUAGAUGGAAUUUUGAUUCAAGUACUAUAAAAAUUGAUGCCGAGCCUAUUUUCUUGGAUGCUCUCUCCAGAACUGCUAAAUCCUUCAAAUUUGGAUAUGCCGACUUGGAAAAUUCUUUAUCUCUAAUGGUAACACCAGUUAGAGAUGUUUUAAAUUUGUCUUUUAAGUGUUCAAAUAUUUACUUAAAGAUCAAGCGCCAGGAUUAUUAUUUUCAGGUGAAUAUAGCCAAUAUUCUGCUCAGAUUGUCCGAUCAACCUACUGUCUUUUAUAACAGUCUUUUGGAGUUAGUCAUUGAAAGUAUUGUUGCGGAGUGUUAUCAAAAUGAUGUUCAGCUUUUGAAAUUCAAUUCAUCUCUAGAGAUGAAAAACUUUGGCCAAAAAAAGGAUGCAUUUGAAUACAUGAAAGAACAAGCAUUGCAUUUGAAAAAACAUGAUGCACCGUAUCAUAGGACACCCUUCAUUAUUCCCGAAUUUGCAAAAGACCGAAAAUACUUCAAAGAACAAGAUUCAAUAACGUCGUCUUUAUAUAUUCCGGAUCCGCCUUUACCGCUAACUAACCAAAGUGUGGAAAUGUUAAUUGGUACAUUCCCCUUGCGUAUACAAGAAAAAUUGGCAGACUUCUCUACCACCUUGGAUGAGAAUGAUGAAGAUGACUAUGAUGAUUAUCAGAAGUUCAGUUCUAACUUGGAGGACUUUGGUGUAUUGAAAGAUUUAGAUCCGUCAUGCGAGUAUGACAGUAUACCAGUGAGAUUACCUAAGCUGGAGGUUUUUGUUUCGCCAAAGAUAGCACCGGUUUUUGUUGAUAUUGUUUCUAAUAUGACUGAAUUCACGAUUGAUUGUUUUUUGGAUGCAUUGCAAACAGAUUUUGUUGAUGCUUUCAAGUUUAAACAGGAAAACAAGAGCCUCAAAAUGAAGUUUGAAUGCCCAAUGAUUACUGUUAAGGUGUCAGAACACAUCGAGUCGGAAGCAUAUUGUUUCCUUGGUGUAUCUGACUUUGUCUUUGCAUUUUCUAAGUCGAACGUUGGCUCUUCAGAAUCUUCUAAUAUCUAUUCAAUUGUAAAGUCCAUCAACAUCGAUAUAGUUAAAAACACAAGCGAUGUAUUGAGAGCUUACUUUUUCAACAUUCUUGUCAAAAGAUCCGUCGGAACGAAAGAAAUCUUAACAUUUGAUUUAGAAGAUACAGCUUUGUUUGUUGAUCCUAUACACAUUCCAUGGCUUUUGGACUGGGCAUAUUCCUAUCAAAACGAUAUUCAGCUGGCAAUCAAAAAUUGGAACCAAUAUCAAAAGGAUAAAAGAUUGGCGAAUGUUGAACUCCUAUAUGAUUUAUCAAGAGCUGGAAUAGAUUAUAACAUUAUACAUGAUCCACCGUGUAUUACCAAGCCGUCAUACAUAACAGGGUUUUCCAAAAACCAUAUUCGAAUGGAUGGCAACUGGAUGAUUAUUCCUAGGUUAAGACAUGUCUUAAAGAACUUACCAGGUGAAUGGAUUUCUUUGAAGGACGAAAUUUUUAAAAACAAGACUUGGGAAGCUCCUCGAGACGCAGAAAGUGAAGUUGGCGUAAUAUUUAGUAACUGGAGAGUGUGGGACAACCAUAAAAAGGAUGACAAUUUCAUAUUCAAAAAAGUUUUCAACAUAGAACAAGCUACAACGAAGAACUUGUUGAGUACCUAUAAAAUUGCACUCAAAACAAUAAAACUAACAAUUAAUCCAUUUGCUAACGCUGUUAUUGUUGAGAAUAUCUUCAUGCUAAUAAACGAAGGAGAGUUAAGCCAAGAAAUAAAAACUAUUGCUUUGCCUUUGUUGGACAAACCAAUAGAGAAAAGUUUAGAUAUAAAUAUCAAGGUUAGCUUUUUGAGAACUAACUUCACAAAAAUCAGCCGCUUGUUGCCUCGGUUGUAUCCUUUGGCUCAAAAUUUAAAGCAAUCUAUAUCUGCAUUUAAUUCGGAAACUGAGGAAAGCGAUUCUGACUACGCAAAUUCUGACUUGGGAUCUACCGACUCAUUACAUGGGAUUCCAAGAUAUGAGGAAGUUGCACCUGUUUUAAUUACAGCUAAUUUUACACUGGAUGAGUAUACUCAUGCAUUUGGUAUCGAUAAAUCCAAGGUAGUCUUUUAUGGUCAGAAUACCACACUUACUUCUUCUAUUGUCAGGGCUGAAGAAAUGAUGUCUUGUACCAUUAACCUGAAAAAUGAUUACAUUGGCAGUGAGUUUAACAUUGAUACAAUUCCUAUUUUUGAUUUAAGAUGCUACAUGCAUACCUCUACGCUGGUAAAUACCGGAUCAUUUAGAAGGGGAAACACUGUUUUAUAUCUUACUAAUCAAAAAAUAAAAGCUGAUUUUCUUCCAGAUUCCAAACAAAUCGUUUCAGCCAUGAAGGUACUGUUUAAAGAUGAAUUAUCGCCAAUCUAUCAUGUGGUUGGAGUGUUCAAAAAUUCCAAGAAAGCAGAAUCUGAUAGCGCAAUACCUCAAAAAAGACUUUCUGUUAUUGAGUGGUUAAAGGAAGACUUCUUCCAAACGCUUGACUUUCAGCUUUCAGCUAGUAUGAAGACCUCUACUGUCAUCUUUCAUGUUGAGCUUAUUUCCCCUUUUUUCACCAACCUUCAAAUCAUUGAUCCAAAGUUCUCGUUCAAGUUGAGUAAAUUUGGUUUUAUCCUUGAAUACUAUAUGCCCAGCUCCAAAUGGUCCAUUGGCUCCCAAGUUGGGAACUAUGUUUAUAAUUAUUUUACAGUUACGAUUGACAAAAUGAAGACAAUGCUGGCGUCUCAUUAUCAAAACAAAUCGAACCAAGUAUUAAGCAAAAUAGUUGGAGGUUUCUUGAGAAUUAACUUUGCACAGAACGAUCUGAUUCAAAUGAUCCAGAAGUUUCAAGGCGAUUUUGACAUUGCCCGCAGCAAUUUUGAGUUGCUCAAAAUUAGCAUAGAACAAAUGACACAUAUGCUGCAAACAACAAAUAAGGAAGAAUGCUCCAUAUCUGCCCCCCAAAAAUCAAGCUUUGAUAUUGAGGAUAUUUUCCGUUUGGUACAUGUGACGUUUGACUUCACAUUUGGCAAUGUAUCAUCGUUACUGAACAUAAAUGAGAAUAAAAUACACCUUGAUUGGGCCAAGCCUACAAUCUUCAUUAAAACAUACGCAAAUAAGCUCAAGAAAUUUUCGCCGCACGGUAGGGUUACAUUUCCUCAUUUUAGAUUAUCAGUUGGUCUUAAUGGAGUUCAAGGAAUCACCACAUUUUUAGAUAUAAACACCCUUGUGGAAGUGAAAACCCCAAUAGAUAGAGGAAACAGAUUACCGAAGUUAGAAGUUAAAUCGGAUUAUUGCCGUGUUAUUUUGAAUCCAAGCAUUGUUGAAGAAUUGAUUGAUAUUGUAACUGAUAUAUCUUCACUGUGGAAACCUUCUGCGAGUAGGCUUGAUAGCAAAGUACAGCAUUCUGAUUUUGAGGAUAAAUUUGAAGCAAUAUUUUCUUUCUUCUCAAUCAAUAUUGUUACAAACAAUUUUUGUGUUGGAUGGUUGUUCGAGGAAAGUGUUUUAGAAUGCCAUCCAAAUGUGAUAGCACCCGGGAUUAUUUUGGGUUUUGAGAAUGCCUCUAUUUCUUGUGCUAAGGAUGCAGGUAAACUAAAUAUGAGUGGUAUGUAUCUCUCCACAGCACAUGGUUAUAUGUCUUCAACCUUCUACUCGAAAACAUCUGAGAAGGAAAGCAACAACCGUGCAUUUUUUCCUUCAUUUAAUUUGGUUUAUAUUGUCGAUUCACGGGACAACUCGUUCAAACUAAGGUCCCAAGUAAACGGUGAAAAGGUUGAUUUUAAAUUUCAAACGGAUAUAUUUUCUAUUACUGGCCCAUUAAAGUAUUCCAUAUUAUCUAUAAAUGAAAAGUUGUCUCUCGCUAAGGGAAAAAUGAAUUUGAAUGUCAACGAAAAACAUGGAGACAAUGAUCAUAAAGACCUGUUAAUUACCAGAAAAAACAAGCAGUACACAUUUGAAUUUGUCUUUGAAUUUGCAGGAGCUUCCUUUUUCAUUUAUAAUCCAAAUAUUGGAAUCAACGACACUAUACCUAUAUUGAGCUUGCAUUCUCCGAAGCUCUCUUCUGUUUUCAGGUACACGCAUAACCAUCUGAAAUCGAAAAGACAUUCAAUUUUGCUCAGCGCUUUAGUUUCCGAGACAAACAACAAAAUCUCUUGUUUGUGUGUUCCUGUGUUACAUGACUUAAAACAAAGUUUUAAGGAUAUGAUGAGCAAGGGAAACACAAGUAUUCAGGAGACAACAAAGAAAGAUUCCAGUAGUAUUGAUGUGGUUGGCCUUACCAAAAAUUUAGAUAUCAAUUUCUCUUUGACAAUCAAACCUCAGUAUUUGUCAUUAACCUGUGAACCACGCGCUAACAUUGAAGCUGAAGUUGUGCUAGGAGCCAUUCAUUUGAUUGCAAAGACGGACCAGGAAAUUUUAUCUCUAGUAUUGCAUGUUCAGUUUUUGAAAUCUGAGUUGAAACAUGCAUAUUCCAAGGUUACCAGCGGUUCCGUUCAAAUGGAAGGUCUGAGUGUUAACAGUUCUAUCUCGAGAAUUUCAGAGAAUCAGAAGUUCAGCACCGUUAUAAGCCUAAAGAGCGCAGAUGCUUUUGUCAAUAUCCCACAGCGUCAGGACCUAGACUUAUUUAGAGACUUUUGGCUUCCAAAUAAUUCGACUGGGUCGAUUUUUGUUCCUAAGGGAAAAAGUGAGUCAAACAAGAAGACCUUCACAUCGAUUUUGCGUGAAGUCUCAUCCACUGCAGCGUUUCCAUGGGUUCUCACACUAUUCAUUUCGAAAAUAUCUGCUCGAGUUGAGUUGGGUAGUUCUUUGGGUACACUGAAUGUUGAAAUAUUCAAUGUCGAUGCAUUAACAGUAAAAUCUAUUGAUUGGGACAGUAAUUUUAGGCUUCAGUUUGAAGUUGUAAAGAUUCAAGCAACCGGUAGAUUAGAUGGGAUUUUGAUGGCCAAUAAAGUACGUAUGACAUCUUCGGUUGUAUGGAAGAGAGACAAUGAAGUUUUGAGUAUUCCAUUGGUAUUAUUGUCAAUAGGCAUUCAUAGCUUAGAAACUCGAAUUUCCUUAGAUUAUCACCCGUUUUUCAUCUUAGAAGUUCUAAACGUUGGAGUAACUAGUUUCAACCAACGGGAGCCAACCUCUCAUGAUAAAUUAAAGCUCAGCUUAAAACUAGAAAGUUUGAGAGUUUACAUGACUGCACUGAUGGCGUCAAACUUUGUUGAUGUUUAUACUAUUGGGUUGAGAAUCAGACAAGACACGCGGUUAUCAUAUCGACAGGUCCUCAAUGAUGCAAAAAUCAACUUAGAAAAAUCAGAGUCGGUAAACGUUCCAGCACCAUCCGAGACAUUUUUUAAAAUGAUCCAGAAGUUAAAAACUUACUUAAACGUUGAUAUUGGGAUGGUAAGAGUACAAAUAUAUCCAUCUUCGUUGACAGAUAGACAGGCAAUGGUGGUCAAAUUAGGUCACAGUCAAGCUUAUUUCUAUCAAAACAGCGUCAGAAGUUUAGUGAAUCAUUUAGAGCUGAAAAUAUCCGACAUUACAGUUUCGUUAUCUUCCUAUAAAAAACGGCCAACUAUUGAGUCCUUAAAUAACUCCAAUGGCAUUCAAGAGUACAUAAAGACUGCAAACAAGAUUGUAGAUGAUAAUAUAUUUGUUUUCCCAUCGGUGAAUAUAUCCAUGAAAACCCUUCAAGGAGUAAAUUCAAAUACUGUCCAAUACAAAUACUUUUGCAAGUUUGAUGGUAAAGUAGCAAUCAAAUGGAAGAUUGGAAGUGUCUACUUUAUACGUGAAAUGUGGUAUACACAUGCAACAACGCUUUCCAACAGGUUAACGGCCUUGCGUAUUUAUACAUCAGAUGAAUAUACGGAGGAUACUGAAGAGAACUAUAAACAAUCAACGCUAGAGGCAGUGAAUCUUGAAAGUAAGUUGAAGGAUGUUGAAAGUGAUGCUAAAUAUACCUAUGUUCCCCAGGCACCACCUGAGAUAGAGACUCCUCAAUUGAAGGAUUUAGGUAAUGCCACACCGCCAAUGGAAUGGUUCGGUCUACAUAGGGAUAAAUUUCCUAAUCUCACACAUCAAUUUAUUGUAAUAGGAUUACAAAAGAUGAUACGCGGUGUUGAGGGUAAAUAUUCAAAAGUUCUUAAGUAA
This is a messenger RNA of Pichia kudriavzevii, 8949 nucleotides long. RefSeq lists its product as uncharacterized. The coding region runs from base 1 to 8949 and encodes 2982 amino acids. Gene Ontology annotation, cellular component: membrane. Lineage: Eukaryota; Fungi; Ascomycota; Pichiomycetes; Pichiales; Pichiaceae. The record is from RefSeq and is a predicted model, not a curated record. Gene Ontology annotation, biological process: fermentation. The transcript has a single exon.